Messenger RNA from Penicillium cinerascens, 519 nucleotides. RefSeq lists its product as uncharacterized. Gene Ontology annotation, molecular function: carboxy-lyase activity. The coding region runs from base 1 to 519 and encodes 172 amino acids. The record is from RefSeq and is a predicted model, not a curated record. The transcript has a single exon. NCBI's taxonomy places the organism in Eukaryota, Fungi, Ascomycota, Eurotiomycetes, Eurotiales, Aspergillaceae.
AUGCCCGUCCGUCCAUCUUUGAAAGGUUCAACCUUUGACGCAGACCUGCGAGAUCGACAUCUGAUCUAUGACUAUGACGCGCAAGACGAACAGGGCACCCCCCAGAAGUGGCGGUAUGAGAUGUGGUUCCAAAACGAAGAUCGCAUCAACUACGCCAUUCAUGGCGGGCCAAUGGCUGGCCGAAUCAACUUCCAGGCGGUGGAGUACCAAUGCAUCCGAGCCGGGGAGUUGUGGCAGUGUAACUGGCUGGAAGAGACGGGAACGAUGUGCUCUCUCGUGUACGACAUCCCGCAGCGACGGAUCACUACCAUGCUUGGUUUCUCUAAGGGACAUUGGGAGAAGGCCAAGGAUGCGCAUGGCGAUAAGCGGAACCCGGAAGAUUUUGAGCGGUGGCGCGGACUUGCGAAGAUCGGGAUUCAGACAGAUCGUGUCAUUCUGAGUGAGCAGGCCAACAUUUUGGAGGAUUUCCGUGGACCGGGAAAUUUGAAGCCUGCCGAGAAUAGCUGGCCGACUUUGUGA